Cucurbitaria berberidis CBS 394.84 is the source of this 2812-nucleotide messenger RNA. RefSeq names its product MIF4G-domain-containing protein. The coding region runs from base 52 to 2532 and encodes 826 amino acids. Gene Ontology annotation, molecular function: protein binding; RNA binding. The record is from RefSeq and is a predicted model, not a curated record. The transcript has a single exon. Gene Ontology annotation, biological process: mRNA splicing, via spliceosome. Gene Ontology annotation, cellular component: catalytic step 2 spliceosome. Lineage: Eukaryota; Fungi; Ascomycota; Dothideomycetes; Pleosporales; Cucurbitariaceae.
ACCUUGACGAACACACUCUGCUCUCGACGCUGAACUCGAGUCAACGACACCAUGGAGGUCGCAUCCGCCGUCCGCCUGCCGUCGCCCGAGCCGGAGCUCGACGUCCAGGAACCGCCGCGCAAACGCGAUCGCUCGCCGUACGACGGGCCAAGCGCUGGGCCGUCGAAGCGGAGUAGAAGGGAGGAUGAGGGCAACAGGGAGAAUGGAAGAGGACGCGAUGAAGAUCCCCAGGAAAAUGGAGGAAUAGGCCCCCGCCCGCCUCCCAAGCCUACAACGAACGACCUCCCAGCAGACGACUCCCGCCUAAAUCUCUUUCGAAAUGCCUUUAGUGCGAGCCGCAAGCUCCCCAUCGAUGACUCGAAGACGCGCGCAGGCGGCACCUACAUACCUCCGGCGCGUCUGCGCGAGAUGCAGAAGCAAAUCACGGACAAGAAGUCGGCAGAGUUUCAGCGCAUGGCGUGGGAGGCGCUGAAGAAGUCGAUUCAGGGUUUGAUCAACAAGACGAACACGGCAAACAUCAAGAUGAUUGUUCCGGAGCUGUUCAGUGAGAACCUGAUCCGUGGACGAGGACUGUUCUGCCGGGCCAUGAUGAAAGCGCAGGCUGCGAGUUUGCCGUUCACGCCCAUCUACGGGGCCAUGGUUGCCAUUGUCAACACAAAGCUGCCACAGGUGGGAGAUUUGCUGGUACGAAGACUCAUCGUGCAGUUCCGGAAGAGCUUCAGGAGAAACGACAAAGCUGUGUGUCUCUCGAGUACCACGUUCUUGUCGCAUUUGGUGAACACUCAGGUGGUGCACGAGGUUUUGAUUGCCGAGAUCCUGCUGCUCCUUCUCAACAAGCCCUCCGACGACUCAGUGGAGAUUGCUGUAGGCAUCAUGAAAGAAGUCGGCGCUUUCCUAGACGAGAUGAAUCCUGCGAUUGCAAAUGCCAUCUUCGACCAGAUGCGCAACAUCCUCCACGAGGCGGAUAUCGAUAAGCGGACACAAUACAUGAUUGAGGUACUUUUUGAGGUCAGGCGGACAAAGUACAAGGAGCAUCCUACCAUCAAAGAAGAUCUAGACCUGGUGGAAGAGGAGGAUCAAAUUACACACAGACACACACUAGAGGAUGAGCUCAAGGUCGAGGACGGACUCAACAUCUUCAAGCUCGACGCUGAUUACGAGGAGCAUGAGGCUGAGUACCAGAAGAUCAAGGCAGAGAUCCUAGGAGAAGCGGAGGGAAGUGAUGAUGAGGAUGGCACAGAUGCGUCGUCUGAGGACGAGGAUGACGAAGAGGACAAGGCUAUGGAUAUCAAGGAUCAGACUAACGCGGACCUCGUCAGCCUACGCCGAUCCAUCUACUUGACAAUCAAGAGCAGCGGAGGCUUUGAAGAAUGUUGUCACAAGCUUAUGCGCAUCAACCUCCCACAAGGCCUCGAGAGCGAGUUGACAACCAUGAUUGUCGAGUGCGCCAGCCAGGAGCGCACCUACGAGAAGUUUUAUGGCAUGAUCGGCGAACGUUUCUGCAAGCUCAACCGCAUGUGGACCGAUUUGUUCGAGGAAGGCUUCGCGCACUACUAUGAGACAAUUCACCGCUUCGAGACGAACCGACUUCGCAUCAUUGCGCAGUUCUUUGCUCACUUGCUAGCCUCGGACGGCGUUGGCUGGCACGUCUUCACGGUUAUCAAGCUCAACGAAGAAGAUACUACGUCCAGCUCCCGUAUCUUCAUCAAGAUCUUGUUCGAAGAGCUCCUUGCCUCUCUCGGCCAGAAGGCUGUGGUACAGCGCUUCAAGGACCCCAUGCUGCAGGAAAGCCUUACUGGUAUAUUCCCAACCGAUGCAGACGACCAGUCCAAAACUCGCUUCUCUAUCAACUUCUUCACUGCCAUCGGAAUGGGUGUACUAACAGAGGGCAUGCGCGAGUGGCUCAAGAACGCUGCGCCGAAGCCAAAAGCGCUUCCGGAGCCAGAGAGCGAUUCAGACGAUUCGCGAAGUGUUUCGAGCAGGUCGAGUUCUUCGUAUUCGCGUUCUCGAUCACGGUCACGGAGCCCUGUGCGCAAGAGGCGAGACUCGAGGUCUAGCUCAAGAGGCCGCUCCUACACUCGCACCCCGUCACCCGCUCGAAAGCGCGGCGCGCGUGGCCGCAGUGACUCGUACAGCUCUGCAUCUCGCUCUCGCUCACGCUCACGCUCCCCAGCGCCCCGUAAGAUCAAAAGAAACUACUCAUCAAGCCGUUCACGCUCUCCUCCAAAACGCCGCGGCCGCAGUCCCUCUGAUUCGCGAUCCCGUUCUCCGCCUCCCAAGUCCAAACGCCGAGGUCGCAGUCCUUCAGACUCUCUGUCCCGCUCUCCACCACCACGUCGCCGGAAAUACUCUACUAGUCCGUCGCGAUCGCCUUCACCGCCACCAAGACGGAGGAGAGACUCGAGCAGUCCGCCGCCGAAGAGUAAGGGCAAGGGUAAGGAGGAGAGCGUGAGUCCGGUGCCGGAGAAGAAGAGACGAUAUAGUAGUUCCGUGUCAAGAUCGCCGCCACCGAGGCGGAGGAGGGACUCUUAGUUUUCAGUUUGAACUUUGUUUUGGACAGCAUGCGACCGCUGUGUAUAUGUAUUGCUUAGGAAUUUGCGCAUUUUCGCGGCAGGGACAAGAGCGAGGGUUUACGAAUAGGUUGAAUCGGACUUGUAUCGAUAGUAUUGAGUGCAAAAUUGAGCGCAGCUGGGAAGGUUUAGUCAUUCAAAUGGACAUGCGAAUAUGGGCAUAGCGAGAUGGUCUUCGAUUCAUGCAUCUUAGUCACAAACGUUCCGGAAAGGAAUUCAAUAUAGUAUCAUUCCACCUCCAC